Messenger RNA from Pygocentrus nattereri (red-bellied piranha), 2706 nucleotides. Its product is annotated as basement membrane-specific heparan sulfate proteoglycan core protein-like. Gene Ontology annotation, biological process: cell surface receptor signaling pathway. Bases 32 to 2173 code for a protein of 713 amino acids. Gene Ontology annotation, molecular function: transmembrane signaling receptor activity. The transcript has 14 exons. NCBI's taxonomy places the organism in Eukaryota, Metazoa, Chordata, Actinopteri, Characiformes, Serrasalmidae. The record is from RefSeq and is a predicted model, not a curated record.
UGUUCAGUCAGUCAGUCAUUACGGGGACAGUAUGGAGUUCAGGUCUCUCUCUGUGAUACUCUUGUUGAGUUCCCUCGUCCAGAAUUUGCAUGCACAAGCACAUUAUUUUAAACCAGUUCUGACUGUGUGGCCUGAUUGGCCACAGAUAUUCAGUGGAGAGACCAUCACACUCAGAUGUUCUUUUCCAAAACCCAGUGUGACUCAUUGGACAUUCUACUGGUACAGAGAGAGCACUAGACUUCACCGCUCAGAUGACAACCUUUACAUUUUAAAACAUAUCAAAGUGGAUCAGAGUUCAAAAUACUACUGUUAUAUUUCUAAUAAACAGAGUCAAAGAGAAUCUUAUUGGAGUAACGCAGUGACUCUCACGGUAACAGAGAGACCAAAAGCUUCACUGACCCUGGUGCCUACUGGACAGAUGUUUAGUGGAGAGAAUGUGACUCUUAGAUGUGACAUACAAGGACACACAGGCACUGAGUGGAGAUACAGCUGGUAUAAAGAUGGUGACAGUAACCGUCCAGUUCAUUCCUCUGAUGUGAAAAGGGAAUAUUCCUUCAGCGUUGUAGAGUUUGACAGUGGUAAAUACACCUGUAGAGGAGAGAGGAGGAGUGACUCUCAGAGGUCAGAGAUCAGUGAUGCUGUUAUACUGAUUGUAUCAGCUUUACCCAGAGCUACACUGACUGUAGACCCCAGAUGGAGCCCUGUGUUCACUGGAGAGUCAGUGACUCUGAAGUGUGAGAUACAGUCUCACAGUAACUGGAGAUAUCAGUGGUAUAAAGGCAGCAGCGGAACUGCAGUCAGUCAGUCUCAGAUAAACACCUUCACCAUCAGAUCAGCAGCAGAUCAGGAUCAGGAUCAGUUCUGGUGUAGAGGAGAGAGAAAUUACAGACCCUCAUCAUCACAGUACAGUAACCGAGUGAAUCUUUCUGUUGAAGCAGAAACACCUAAACCUGAACUCACAUCAAGCCAUAAAGGAGCUGCACUGAUAGGAAAUCCAGUGGUUCUGUACUGUAAGCUGGAUCAGUCUGCUGGAUGGAAGUUUUACUGGUCCAAACACACACAGAGCCCUGAGAAUGAGACCAAGACUGAAACACACUCCUACACCAUCAGCUCAGUCAGUGUCUCUGAUGGAGGACAGUACUGGUGCAGAGCUGAGAGAGGAACCCCAGUCUACUACACUCACUACAGUGAUGCUCUCUGGAUAAACGUCACUGGUGUUUCUCCUCCAGUCUCUCUGAUGGUCAGUCCCGGCGGAACUCAACACUUUAUUACUGACUCUCUCUCACUGAACUGUGAGGGACAGAGUCACUCUGCUGGAUGGAGAGUGAGACGAUACACACACAGUGAGAAGGUGUCAGAUUGUUCAUCAGGCUGGGGAUCAGUAACAAGAUCUACAUGCAACAUCAGCUCCCUCAGCACAUCCCACACUGGAGUGUACUGGUGUGAGUCUGAAUCUGGAGAGAGCAGCAAUCCUGUCAACAUCACAGUGACCAACGGUGAUGUAAUUCUGGACAGUCCUGUUCAUCCUGUGACUGAGGGAGAUCCUCUGACUCUGCGCUGUUUAUAUCAUGACCCAAAGCCCUCAAACCUCACAGCUGAGUUCUAUAAGAAUGGAUCACUCCUCCAGACUCAGACUACAGGAGAGAUGACCAUCCGCACUGUCUCAAAGUCAGAUGAAGGUCUCUACCACUGUAAACACCCAGAGAAAGGAGAGUCUCCACAGAGCUGGAUCUCAGUCAGAGCUGCUGAAUCUGCUGUUGGUCUGGUUGGAGCGGUUGUAGGAGUUAGUUUUGCUGUGCUGUUCAUCAUCUUACUGACACUGCUGUGGUGCUACAGAAUCAAAAAAGGACACAAGCUGCACACAAACCAGAUGUCAGAGCAGAAACAGAGAGAGUCAGGAGCUGAGGACACCCAAUUAGGACACGCAGCAGUGCAGGCUGGUCAGACAAGGAGGGAAGAUAUUCCAGAAUGGGAUUCACAGAGUGAAUGCAUUUAUUCAAAUCUACAUUCAGGCAAAGCCACAGAUGUUGGCGCUGGAUCCAUGGAAAUUAUUUAUGCUGAAGUUGAAGUGAAAAUGAAGAAGAACUCAAAGACAAAACACGAGAAGGUCUGUGUGAGUGCUGACACUGUGUAUUCAGAGCUGAAGCAGAACAGAGAAACAAAAGGUCUGUGAAGAGUGACCACAAAAGCUGAAUGCUUCUGAAGAUGUGAGAGGAGGAAACACAGAAGCUGGCCAUACGUGUAUUUAUUCGACCAGACCACAGAAAGACUGAACAGAGGUUUUACUUUCUCUUUCUGCUGGGUUUUGGUUUGUCUACAGGGUAGACAUAAUAUUUAAAUCACAUGCCAUGAGGAGAAGCAGAUACAACGAAAAAUGCAUCAGCCAGCAAGUCUGAGGCUUUCAUUGCCUCAUUUCAAGACACUGGAGUGGACUUUGAAGUAAUGCAAAAAGCUAAGCAAUGCUUCCCUAAUCAGAUCACAAGUUCAGCCGCCAGCAUUAAAGAAGCUGAGAUGACCCUCACUCAGCCUUCACUUUUAUGUUCAACUUCACUUUUAUGUUUGAAAAGCAUGUUGAUGUACCCCUGUGCAUGAAGUGUGCUUUAUUAAUAAACUUGGCCUGCAUAUGACCUUAUCAUUUAAGAGCAUUGAUCACUGAAUUUACUGUGUAAGCUUCAGUAGUUGUGACAGUAAACAAAGUAAACCACA